AAUGUGUCGUCAAAUUUUUAACUUAUUCAAAAAAGAUAAGAAAAUGGCAACGUUUUGAGGAGCUUCUUCCCUUGGUUGGAAAGCGAUCAGUAUAGCGAUGUUUAUUAAUUAGCGGAAUUCAUUUCUGAUAAAUUUAUCAUGAUAAUCGUUAUAGCUCCAAAUAAUAUAUAUUUUAAUGUUUUUUAAAGUAUUAGUUAGUUUUUGUCAAAACUGUGUGCUUUGAAGCAGAAGUAAUAGGAAUAUUGUUACGGUAUUACUGGUAUUUUAAUUCAAUAGCAAGAUGUCCUAUUCUGCUCCAAGAAUACAAGUCUUUCGACCUACUAUGGAAGAGUUUAAACAUUUCUCUAAAUACAUUGAAUAUAUUGAAUCACAGGGUGCUCAUAGAGCUGGCUUGGCGAAAAUCAUUCCUCCUGAAGGAUGGAUACCACGUAGAAAUGGAUACGAUGAUAUUGAUCUUGUUAUCCCUAGCCCUAUUACCCAAAUGGUCACUGGAAGACAAGGAUUAUAUCAACAGCUAAAUAUUUCUCAAAAAUGCUUGACUGUAGGAGAAUUUCGUAGGAUGGCUGAAAGUCCCAAAUUUCGAACUCCGAACCAUUUUGAUUACGAAGAUUUGGAGAGAAAGUAUUGGAAAAAUAUUACAUAUAAUUCACCUAUUUAUGGUGCUGAUGUUUCUGGAUCUCUUUAUGAUACUGGUGUAAAUGAAUUUAAUAUCCAGCGCCUAAAUACUAUUUUAGAUUUGGUGAAAGAAGAUUAUGAGAUACAAAUUGAAGGAGUAAAUACUGCUUACUUAUAUUUUGGUAUGUGGAAAACUACAUUUGCAUGGCAUACAGAAGAUAUGGAUUUGUAUAGUAUUAAUUAUGUCCAUUAUGGUGCUCCCAAAUCUUGGUAUGUAAUUCCACCUGAACAUGGGAGACGAUUGGAAAGAUUAGCUGCUGGUUUUUUCCAUGGUAGCCAUUCUGAGUGCCCUGCCUUUUUGAGACAUAAAAUGACCAUAAUAUCACCUCAUAUUUUGAAACAAUAUUCAAUCCCUUUCAGUAAGAUAACUCAAGAACCAGGAGAAUUCAUGAUAACAUUUCCAUAUGCCUAUCAUUCCGGGUUUAAUCAUGGAUAUAAUAUUGCAGAAUCUACCAAUUUUGCAUUGCCACGUUGGGUUGAAUAUGGAAAGCGAUCUAUCUCCUGCGUUUGUAGAAAUGACUGUGUGAAAAUUUGCAUGGAUAUUUUUGUAAGAAAAUUUCAACCAGAGAGAUACGAGUUGUGGAAAGCUGGUAAAGAUAUAGGUUCUCACCCAGAAGACCCAGCUCGUCAGUAUGCAGCUCCUGCCCCUAAGAAGCUAGAACUUGCACUUUGUGCGCAAAGAGAGAGAAAGAAAUUGAAAGAUGUACAAAAAAUAAAAAGGCAUCCCAUUGCUAAACCUCAAGAUAUUGCUGAAGCAGGUUGUAGUCAAGAUGACGAAUACGAAACAAAUGUGGCUGAUAGUGAUGAAGAUACUAAAUUUUAUGAUGUCAACGAAAUUGUUAAAAGUGAAUCUUCCAAAAAACGUUUGAAAAAUCAAGCAAAAGUUCAGCAAGUCAAAAAGCAAAAGAAAAAACCAAAAGAAAUUAUUUUAACUGCUAGUGAAAUCUCUUCCCAAGAUUUCAAAACAGAUGAAUUUGAAGUCAAAUUAAAUAGGGAGCAAAUUAAUGAAGUUGAAAUUGAUGCAACAAAAGAAAUUCUUAGUUCUGAAUCUGAACAAGAAGUCACCAUGGAUACUUCACUUGAAGAAGAAAAUUUAAAGCACACAGUUGUUACUAAGUCAGAGCCUGAAGAAGAAGUUAAGAGUUUUUAUCCAAAUGAAACUAUUCUAAAUGAAUCAGUUGUUGCUGGUGAAAAGCCACCUGAGCUAAAACCAUUUUGGGAUCGUGAAGAGAAGAUUAAGCAAGAAAAAUUGAAACAAAUUCAAACUACAGAAGCUUUUAAUUCACAAAUAAAGUUAUUUGAAGAUUAUCCUAAAUUGCAAGAAGCUGUAAAUGCAGGUUCAUUCUCAAUUGUUACACUUGAUUCAAAAGACAUGGUGCAUGACACUGUAUGGUCAGGAAAAUCAAAUAGUUUAGAGGAAGAUACGAAGUUAAAAACCGAACUUUCUCCUGUAGAGUAUCCACUUUUUACUCCAACUUGGCGUUGUGAAAGAAAUGGUUUGAAAAUUAAAUUAAAAAGUUGUUCGAGUUCUCCCCCUGAUAGCUCACCCCUAUCUCAACAGUCCUUAAAACAUACUGCUAUGUCAAGUGAUUCAUCAGUGGAGACAGUUGUAUUGAAUGAAUCAGUGUCUGAUGAUCCAUUUGUAGUUGCCAAUGAGGCUGAAAUAUCCCUUGAAGAAAAAAAUCUUAAUGAACUUAGUCAAAGCUGUUCUACUAGUUUUUCUUCACCAAUUGAACCCAAUACUGGAACAAAAUCUAAAAGUAAGCGAAUAAGUAACCUGGAUACUAGGUGGGCUACACAUCUUACUAAUCUCUGGCAGCAUGAGCCUAGAAAUUUUGAUGCAGAAAUCGCAUUCAAUGAGAGAUUAGCUAGCGUAGCACCUCAUUGUGCUAUUUGUGUAGUGUUUUCACCUUUAUAUCAUAAUAAUAGCUUUCCCACAGAACCAGUUCAUGUGCCUUCUUAUAGUGCUGUCAAAAUGCCAGCUUAUUGCUAUGGUAAUUCUUUAAAUAGUGAUUGCAUGAUUGAUACAAAUUCUUUAUUAAGAAUGGAUGGUACAGCUCCACUUUUGACAUGUUCAAGAUGCAAAGUAUCUGUUCAUGCCACUUGUUACGGUGUAUCAAUGUUGCCAUUAAACUCUUGGGUUUGCACACGGUGUACAGCACAAGCUUUUAAAGCAGAGUGUUGUUUAUGCGUCUUGCGAGGUGGAGCUCUUAAACCAACUACUGAUGGUCGCUGGGUUCAUGCAGUUUGUGCAAUUCUAAUAGCUGAAACUUUCUUUGAAAACACCAUUCAAAAGCAACCUGUUAACGUGUCAAAAGUUACGUCUGCUCGCCAACGUUUAAAGUGUAGAUACUGUUUUAAAACCUCCAUUACCAAAGAGCCAAAGGGAGCAUGUGUUCAAUGUCGGUCUGGAAAGUGUUUCAUAUCAUUCCAUGUCACAUGUGGCUACAUGGCCGGAGUGAUUUUUGAAACUUGUGAUUGGCCGGACCCCAUCCACAUGAUAUGCACAAAGCACACUGCUGCAAGACGUAAGCCACCUAAACGAGAGCUAACAAGUAUAUCUGUCGGAGAGAAAGUCAUAGCUAAACACCGAAAUAAAAGAUAUUACUGGGCUAAUGUGAUCUCUAAAUACAUUCAAGAGUAUUAUUCUAUCCUGUUUGAUGACAACUCCCAUUCAACAAACACUUUGCCUGAAGAUAUUGUCAGUAGAAGCAUCACAGAGUCGGGCACACCUCAAAUGAAUGAGAAAGUGCGAGUAAAGUGGCCUGAUGGUGAGAUUUAUAAUGGCAUGUUUAAAGGAUCACAGUCGUGUGAGUUGUAUGUUAUUGAGUUUGAUGAUGGAUCUGUAAUGCGUUUGGAGAGGAAAGAAAUAUAUGCUGCUGACGAAGAGCUACCCAAAGCUGUGCAAUCAAAAGUAUCCCAUUCUAGUGAAAGACAUGCCAUUGAUUAUGAUACUGAAAAAAAUGGAAAACGUGUCAGGAUUACUAACUCUAAGUACAGGUUGAGUGUUUAACUUAUUGUGAUUAUGUUUUUAAACUUCAGCAUACAUCAGUUGACUGAAGUUGAUUUUCAUUUGCUCAUCAGCUCCAUUCUCAUAUUAUUGAUCAAUGAAAUGUUUUACAGAACAGUGUCAUUAUAACAUGGUUACCAUUAGAAACUUGAUAAAGUGUAAAUAAAUUUUAAUUAAAAAGAAUUCCUAUAUAAAACUUUGACCCAAAUAAAUUAACUUUGGGAAAUGAAGAUGCACACCAUUGUAUAAAAAUCAUUAAUGAGUUUCUUUGCAGAUUCUAGCUGUGUGUGUGCUUUUCAAUUGAUAUUCUAUUAUUUAUGUAAUCUUCACAAUGUGUAUACAUUUGUUCUUGCUUCUUUACUUUCUCUAUGUAAAUGUUAGAAAAUAUUAUAAGUAAUCAAAUCGAGAUACAGUAGGGAAUUAUUUAAAGCAAUUCAUCUAAUAAUUUUUCUUAUAACACCAGAUGUAUGAUAUUGUUAAACCCUGUGAGUUCUUCCCAUGCAACAUAAUUUGGAGUUUUUACUGUAAUGUAUGAAAUACAUAAUUACUGGAUAGAAUGUUUAUGUAUUUACUGAUAUUUUAACUAAACUGUAAAUUUUUCAAAAAUACCUCCCACUUUGCUACAAAAAUAAAUGUUUUUCCUUUUGUUUGUUGUUAAUUGUUUACCUUAAGUUAUUUUUGAAAUUGGAUUGCUCUGUAAUAUUAUAUUACAAACAAUUUUUAUUUAUUAAAUUUUUUUUUUGUUUGGCAUAAAAAAUAAAUUUUACGAUUGAAAAUAAUUUAAUUUUUAAUGCCUUUUUUAUUAUUUUAUGGGCCUGUAAGUGGUAAUUGAUUUAUGACUUACAUUUAAUUGUUUUAAUUAACAAUGAAAUAGCUUUUAACUAUUUUUUAACUUAAGUUUCAUUAUAUAUUUUGUUUUCGUGAAAAUUAUCACAAACAAUGAUUAUUUUAAUUUUUGUAUUUACGUUAGAUAUUAUUCAGUAUUUUAUGUGCUUUUUAAAACAGAAUUUUCUCCAUUUCUUUUUCAAUUCUGUUCUAUUAAAUCUGUUUUAAUACUUUUUAAAAUAAAAUGUAGACUUUUUUUUUACAAAAAGAUGAAACUGUUACACAACUUUUGAAACAACAGUUUUUAAUUCAAUAUAUCUACUUUUAUGAUGUCAAAAUAAAAAUUACAGUAAAAAAAAUGUCUUCAUUUAUUUUUCUUUUUUAAAUGACUGAAUGCUCAGCAAUGAGUACUUUUAGUUGGAAUUAUCUCCCUGGAUUAUUUUCAAAAUCAUUGGUUCCUUUCAGUUUACAAUUUUCAUAUCUCUGUAGUUUCUUACAAUUUAUACUCAAUGAUAACUAAAAAAAUUCAUAUUCAAAAUUAUAUUUAAAGAUAAUUUAUUAAAUAUUGUAUAUAAUCUAUGUGUGAGUUAAUAUUAUUUUCAACUUUACUAUAGCACAAGUACUUAGAAGCCUGUAUAAUUUUGUUCUUCAAAUGAAUUUCAAUUGCAUUUUUGUGAUUGAAAUAAAUUUUGUUUUUGUAUUCUGGUCUUCAUUUGUUUCUUUAAAUUUAUUCUUUGUUGCUAGAUGUAGUUUUUAUUUAAGAUUGUAAUACUAUUAUGUGAAGGAAAAAGCUGCAAUUUGUUAAUUUUUUCCUAUGUCUAAUGUGUGACGCACGUUGGUCGGUACACGUUGUCUUGUAAGCAUCCGGUGCUUAUUGCCACCUCAGUAAGGAAAUUCCUUUUUCAAUGCUUUCUCUAAUCUUGAUAUAAAAAGUAUAUUUCAACUUGAAUAUUUACUUGAAUUAACAUGACUUAUCACAUUUUGGGAACUCCUUCUGUAAAGUUUUUUCUUUUCUUUUUUCCCAUUUGUUUAUUGUUCCUACAAAUAUAAUUUUCUUGUAUUGGGAAAGGCUGAUUCUAUUUGGUAUUUAAUAUUUUAUUUGAACAGUAUAGAGCGUGGCCAUGCAUACAUGUCUUUUUCCCACCAAUUGUGUUCUUAUUGAUAUAUGUGUUGUAGAUAGUGUAUGAUGUUUAAUUUUAUCUAUGAUCUCAUAUAGAUGAAGUUGUAUAUUUCUGCAUUGUUGCCAUGCAUAUUAUUUAAUCAUUUCACAAAAUUGAUAAAAUGUAUAUUGAUUGAAAUUAUAAGAAAUAAAUAUUGUUGAAUGUUGUAA
Messenger RNA from Parasteatoda tepidariorum (common house spider), 5840 nucleotides. Its product is annotated as lysine-specific demethylase 4A. Gene Ontology annotation, biological process: regulation of gene expression; chromatin remodeling. The record is from RefSeq and is a predicted model, not a curated record. Gene Ontology annotation, molecular function: histone H3K36 demethylase activity; histone H3K9 demethylase activity. Lineage: Eukaryota; Metazoa; Arthropoda; Arachnida; Araneae; Theridiidae. Gene Ontology annotation, cellular component: nucleus; chromatin.